Colossoma macropomum (tambaqui) is the source of this 2836-nucleotide messenger RNA. Its product is annotated as E3 ubiquitin/ISG15 ligase TRIM25-like. The transcript is spliced from 6 exons. Lineage: Eukaryota; Metazoa; Chordata; Actinopteri; Characiformes; Serrasalmidae. Bases 93 to 1733 code for a protein of 546 amino acids. The record is from RefSeq and is a predicted model, not a curated record. Gene Ontology annotation, molecular function: zinc ion binding; protein binding.
CUUGCACGUAGUUCAGAGAAAACGAAACUGAUCUCAGAGUGCUUCUCUCUAUCUCUCUCUCUCUCUCUCUCUCAGCGUAGACGGUCAGGAGAAUGGCAGAGGCCAGUAUUUCAGUAGAUCAGGACCAGUUCAGCUGUCCAGUCUGUCUGGAUCUGCUGAAGGAUCCAGUGACCGUUCCCUGUGGACACAGUUUCUGCAUGGUGUGCAUUAAUAGCUGCUGGGAUCAGGAGGAUCAGAGGGGGCUCUACAGCUGCCCCCAGUGCAGAGAGACCUUCACUCCGAGGCCUGUUCUACGCAGAAACUACUUUAUCGCUGAAAUGUCGGAGAAACUGAAGAAGACAGAAGUCCGAGCUGCUCCUCCUGCUGGAUCUGGAGAUGUGGAGUGUGAUUUCUGCACUGGGAGGAAACGCAAAGCUGCAAAAUCCUGUCUGACGUGUCUGGCCUCCUUUUGUGAAGAUCACAUUAAAAAUCACAGUGAAAUACCUGCUUUAAAAAAGCACAAGCUGGUCAAAGUGUCCACACGACUACAAGAGAAGAUCUGCUCUCAACAUGAUGAAAUGAUGAAGAUCUACUGUCGCACUGACCGAAGCUGCAUCUGCUAUUUGUGUACAUUAGAGAAACACAAAGGCCACGAUACAGUCUCAGCUGCAGCAGAAAGACCCCAGAAACAGAGGGAGCUGGAGGAGAUGCAGAGAGAAGUCCAGCAGAUGAUCCAGGAGAAACAGAAGAAGCUGCAGGAGCUGGAACAGGCUGUGAACACUCUUAAGCGCUGUGCUCAGACAGCAGUGGAGGACACUGAGAGGAUCUGUACUGAACUGAUCUGCUCCAUUGAGAAAAAGCGCUCUGAGCUAACAGAGCUGAUCAGAGCUCAGGAGGAGGCUGAACUGAGUGCAGCUGAAGAACUCCUGGAGAAACUGGAGCAGGAGAUCGCUGAUCUAAAGAGGAGAAACACUGAGCUGGAGCAGCUUUCACUCACAGAGGAUCACAUCCAUUUCCUCCAGAGUUUCCAGUCUCUGAGCAUCUCUUCUGGAUCUGAGGACUCCUCCAGCAUCUCUGUCCAUCAGCAUCUCUCAUUUGAUGGAGUGAGGAGCGCUCUCUCUGAUCUGAAGGAGAGACUAGAGGAGUUCUGCAGAGAGGAGUUCAGUAAAAUCCCUCUACAAGCAGUUCUUUCAUCACUCCCAGAACCAAAGAGCAGAGAAGAUUUUCUACAGUAUUUCUGUCAGCUGACUCUGGAUCCUAACACAACACAUCACCACCUCAUUCUGUCUGAUGAGAACAGAGCUGUGAAGAGGAGUGAUGAAGACCAGCAUUACUCUGCCCAUCCAGAGAGAUUUGACUGCAGGUCUCAGGUGUUGAGUGUGGAAAGUCUGAGUGGACGCUGUUACUGGGAGGUUGAGUGGAGUGGAGAGGUGGAGAUUUCGGUGUCAUAUAAAGAGAUAAGCAGGAAAAUAAUGGGUAAUGAGUGGUGGUUUGGACGUAACAAUCAUUCCUGGAGUCUUUGGUGUUCUUCCUCUCUUACUUUCUGGCACAGGUACAUUUGGACUGAGCUCCCAGCACCUCCGUCUUUCAGAAUAGGAGUUUAUGUGGAUCACAGUGCAGGAACUCUGUCCUUCUACAGCGUCUCUGACACAAUGACCCUCCUACAUACAGUCCACUAUACAUUCACUCGGCCUCUCUACGCUGGAUUCUGGGUUGGUGAUGGAUCAACUCUGAGAUUGUGUGAUAAACAGUGAUGAUGGUGAUAAUGGCUGAUGGUUUGUGAGGCCUGUUUGACUAAGUGUCUGCUCUUAUUAUCCUUUUUUCCUCACCUAAUUAUAUUUGAUCAAUCUAUCAAUAGUAAUUAACCUCUCAUAAUCUCAGUAAAAUAGUAAUUAACGUCUUCCACUACAUUAUAAAUCUGAUCUUUACCUGGUUUAAACAGACCUUCAGGAGCAUUAUUCAGUAAUGACAUGAACAACAGUGUAAAAGAGUUCUGCUUCAUCUGAUCAUUUAACGGUUAAUGAGUGUGUGUGUGUGAUUUACUGGAGAUCUGAACUGUAGCUGAAGGCUCAUACAUCAUUCAAAAACUUGCUUAUAGAAUCUACAACAGGGGAUAAUACAGCUAAAGCUAAGAUAAUGAUAUGCUAAAAUGAAUAGCUAAAAUAAAAAACAACUCAUACAUCUUUCAUAGACAUGCUUAUAGAAUCUACAGCAGGAGAUAAUAUAUCUAAAGCUAAUGCUAAUUUCACCUUUCGGAAGUACAAUAAAACUAAAGCUAAUUUUACCUUUUGACAUUAUGAAACAGUUAAAUCUAAUGCUAAUGUUACCUUCUGUCAAUAUGACACAACUAAAUUUAAUGCUAAUUUUAUUUUCUGUCAAUAUGACACAACUAAAUUUAAUGCUAAUUUUAUUUUCUGUCAAUAUGACACAGCUAAAUCUAAUGCUAAUUUUACCUUCUGUCAAUAUGACACAACUAAAUUUAAUGCUAAUUUUAUUUUCUGUCAAUAUGACACAGCUAAAUCUAAUGCUAAUUUUACCUUCUGACUGUAUAAUGCAGUUAAACUAACACUAAUUUUAUUUUCUUACAGUAUAACAGCUAAAGAUAAUGCUAGUUUCACCUUGUGACAAUAUGAUGUUGUGGUGGCUGCCACUUGCUCCAGUUUGCAGAGGGGGCCCUAAAGGUGUGGAAUGUAGGAACAGUGCCGCGCACCCUGUUCCUUUCCAUGUAAAGAACGUUAAAUGGUAUUUGUUGUUGUUAAUAUUUCUUUCUGGGUUGGAGUUUGUGUUCCCUUCUGUUUUCUCUGACAUUUAUGUGCCUUUGCUACUUGUGUUAAUAAAGAGCACUUCUCAAAGCAGA